AUGGAUAUUGACUGGAUUGUCGGUUGGUUUUUUACUUUCUUUGGUCUGUUGGGAAACAGCUGGAUUAUUUUCAUCGUCGCUAAAAGAAGAAGAUUACAGACGACAACCAACUGGUUCAUUCUUUCCUUGGCGGUGGCCGAUCUGGGUGUUACAUGCGGACAUUUUCCGGCGUCCAUGAUCUGCAAUGUGCUUGUGAAUACAUGUAACAACGACGUUCGCAUAAUAACCGCUUUCUUCUUCCUAGAAGCUUCCGCCCUUUGCUUGACAGCCAUGAUUGGAGAACGCUAUAUCGCUAUCGUGUAUUCGUUGAAAUACGUCCGUUUAAUGACGACCAAAAACACAAUUAUUAUCAUCGCGACCUGUUGGGCAAUUCCAUUUCUUUUACUCGUUUAUGAACUCAUCAUCUAUCUUACCAGCAUCGAUUAUUACGCUAUAGGAACACCUAUAUUCGUUGCUAUUUACACAGCACUCCUCCUAGUUUUACCAACAAUACUCUGUUUCGUGGCACAUCUUCAAAUUCUAGUAAUUACUCAAAAACGCUCUAGAGAGAUGAGAGUUCUUUUCAAACAGGUUAGAUUUAACGUAGAGGCAAACUCGGUGAAAAUAAUGGGAGUUAGAAAUGUUGGAAUAAAAACGUCCACCGUAAGGUUAGUGACUGCACUUGUUAUUAUAUUUAUAGCAUGUUGCGGACUAGAAAUCCGUGCGUACAUUUGCACUUACUUCAAUCUUUGUAAUGUAUCUGAUCAUGAACUAGCGGCAACAAAUUUGCUCCUAUUGGCCAAUUCUACAUUAAAUCCUCUUGUGUACGCGUUCCUUAAAGAAGAUAUCAAGAGAGAAACAAAAGCUUUGCUUUGCCGCAGGAGGGAACCAAAACUACGUCCCUUCCAGGUUCAUCCAUAGUAGCAACGAGCUGGAAGAAUUCCUUCCAGCAAUGCCGACUAAAAAAUAGGAAAAAACUGGGACACGACAGGAGAAUUAUUGCCAAUAGUCUUAAUUCAGUGAAGCAAAUAAAGGUUGUUUAAUUUGCAAGCAAUAUCGCUCUUCAGGUAACUUUAUUGACGGGUGGUCUGUUGUCAUUUAUAUAUUUCAUUUAUUUUUCAUGGCGUCAGGACAUGCCACUCAGAUCUAUCGCAUAAAAAACGAAAAUAUAUUCACCCAUGCUACACCUAAUUAGAACAGCAUUAUUUCCCCCUGCUUUUUCGCAGCUUUUCAUUUUAUGUUCAGGAAGACCUGAAUACAUUUUUGAAGAACACGCCUCUUACACCUGGGCAUAACUGUAAUACUCUAUGAACAGGUUCUGACCGACGUUCAAGCUCGACUAGUUUUUAUUUCACGGCUUCACUGCUUCUGCCGUAGCCCCCGUGUCGAUGCACCUAUCAGAGGCUGUUUGCAAGUAUAGAUUACUGACACAAAAACUACAGCCAGUUCAGUCAUCUAUCACGUAAACGUACUUCAUUAUUUGUGGACAACAGGGACAUAUUUUGCGUUGCCAUUAAUUAAGCCUACUUUUUCUGAAGUUAAGCUACAUUUUGCGACCGGAAACAAUCGAUUAUUUUCCAUUAAAGGUUGAGCUGCUUCCAACUUCAACAUUCUGGUUUGUGCUUUGUUGCAGCUUCUCGGGCUAAAUAACACCAGUAGAAAAUGUGUUGUGUACUAGCAGUGAUGCUUUGUUAUGACGUUACUUACUCUGUUACAUAACAAAAAGGACAUGUUAUAGCGUUCUCUAUUAUUUUGCAAAUUUUAGCCAUCAGUUUCUUCACUUAUUGUUCUGAAAGGGCGGCUGUCGUGAUAUGCUUUUAUUUUAAAAUUUGUAUCUAGCUACACGUAAAAAAGUAGCAUUUCAUUUGCUAGUUCUGGCCAAUUCUAUGCUAAAUCCUCUUGUCUACGCGUUCCUCAAAGCAAAUAUCAAGAGAGAGUCAAAAACUUUCUGCCUCUGGAGGACUCUAAAACAACAUCCCCUUCAAGUUCACUCAAAGUAACAAGCUAAGCUUAGUGAAGUGUUCAUUCAAGCAAUGCUGAUUAUAAAUUAGAUAAUGACUGAACAAAAAACUGGUAGCCUUUGUAAAAUAGAUUUGAAUUUAAUCCUAAUUGUAGUAAAGCGAAAAGCCACAAAACGAUUUCCGUUGUCAUUCAGUUGGAUAGAGCCUUUUCAAAGUUAUCGUAGGCACGGGAUCGAUGUUCCGACGUAGCCAACGGAUAAAGAACCACAGAGCAGCCACAGAAUGUUGCUUGGUGAUGCGUUUCUAUUCUACGCGUUUGCUGAGCAUUUUGCUGAAUAAAAGUUUUGAUCAAAGUCUUUGGGAUGUGGUCCUUGUACGAUGAGAGAGCAUCAUUUUUGCUAAAAGCUGCACGCAUUUGUUGAAAUAAUGAAACGCGCUUCCAUUUGCCGUUAUGAAUUAUUCACUGAGUGUCUCCAACUUUAAUUGAAGAGAAAGCUUCUCGACAAAAAACAAAAAGCCCAUUUUUCGACGUGCAUAUUCAUAUUAGACAGCACUGACAGAUGCCUUUCUAACUUCUCCGUUCAAAAUUCUACCCUAAAAGUUUAGUAACUGCUCAGAAUGAUCGACAAAUUGUCCUAGAAUCGAAUUUUGGGCUGCAUUAUAAGUCUUCGUCCAGCACCGGCUAACAAUUCCCAUUGAGCAAACUUGUGAUCUAUCAACCUAUUUCUGGUCUCAUAUGCCGGAAAAUGCAAGGAAAAUUUCAAUUAAGUAAAGUAUAGGGUCGUCUAAUUUGCAAACAAUAUCGCUAUCCUGUUAACACUUCAGCGACUCCCUGACAAUUGUGUUCUUGGCAUAUAGUAGAGUGAUAAAUCAUUUUAGUCUUCAAUAUAGACUUCAAAAUCAGUUUUAUCAACUUACACACUUUUCCUCCCUUGCCGCCAUAGCACUGUUCUUCUUUUUAAAAAAAUGGCGUGAUAUUAUACAAAGUUAAGCAUUAAGGCAGGGGAUCAACUUUUGAGUCACAAUCCAUUAAGAAAAACCAGCAGGUGCAUUCUUAUUCCUAAAACAAUUUUCUAAUUUUAUUGUACUAAGAAUAAACAUGAUAAGCACGGACAAAUAAUUCAUGAGAAAUUUAAAGCAAAUGUCAUUGGUAAAGGAACAUUUUUAUUUUACUGUGUGAGUCAAUGACAGAAAAUUGAAAAACUCCCUCAAAUGUCCGUAAGUUUGGCAUCUCAGUGAACAGCCAGUCUUUUUCAACAAUUAAUUUUUGCGUCUUUUGAACCCAAAAAACCUAGUUAUUUCCUUUUUUUGACCAAUGCUAAACAAAAAAUUCUAACUUCGGUUCGUCUCUUAAUUUCGUUCUGAACAUUGAUUAAAUUUUGAUUACAGCGAAAUUUGAUUCUGAAUAAUUUUCUAUAUCUAGGCACCAAUCUUAGAUGACAUCAAUAUACUUCAAGUUUUGCAGUAGAAAGUUAUGCCUAUGUACCUAAAUAUAUAGAUAUAGGUGUUUUAAGAGAAAUGUUGCACUCUUUUUUUUUAAGCUGUAGUAGCAUAUAUAUCGUCUAUUUGAGUCCAUUCAUUGUAGGUGAGUCGAUUACUAAUAAAAAAGGUUCAUUGAUUAGCUUAGCGUUGGCAAACUGCGUAUAGGAGUAAAACGUUAAUGCGAACUUUUAUUUACAAAGUAGAUGAUAUUGAAGGUGGUUACUCCUUACAGCUCAGGACAUGCUACGCAGAUAUACCGCGCCAACUGCUUCAUAAAAAAGGAAAACACACUCAUUAUGACAAAAACUUAAUGAAGGCAGCAUUAAUUUUUCCCCUUUUCAUUGAUACUGAUUUCUAUAUCUAUGUUUUCACUAAGUACUUUAGUGAAGGAAACGCUUCUUACGCUUACGCUAAAAAAUAUGUAGCUUAUUCGUGAAUAGAUCUUGUUGUUACGGCACGACUACCCCGUAUUAAUGUGUCUUAGCGGCUCAUGUCACAACCUCCAUGCCGAAACACCUAUCAGGGCCGGUUUGCAAGCCAUAGGGCACAAGAAAAGAGAUAACAAUGGUUUUUUUCUGCAUAGCCAUGACAUAACCAUCAUUGGUUUAGUAGAGUUCUGUGACAAAGAAAAACCGCCGAGGUGGAGUGACUAUUAAUGGGUAAGUUAAUUAUUAUUUUGCAAGCUAAUAGCAUCCGUUUCUAUAGGAGAAGAUCUCAAAUUGCAGAAACUGUUCAAAAAUAUAUCAGUGAUGUCACCAAAUGUUAUGAACGGCUCUUAGGGAGUGAUUGGUUAGCAACAGAAAGAUCUCUUUUGUUAAAUUGUUUCUGGCUGUUAUAAACUGUCAAUUUGCAAAGUGAAAAUCCUUCAAUUAAUUACUCCUCAUAUUGACAUGCUUCCGUUGACGUUCCUAGUUACAAAUUAAUUUUCAGUGUCAGAUCCAGAUUAAGUCACACAGCUAGUGAAAGAUGAUUAUUAACUGGUUCUGGAUCGUAGGAUGGUUUUUCAUCUUCUUUGGUCUGGUUGGAAACAUCUGGGUCAUUUCAAUCAUUGCUAAAAGGAGAAGAUUACAGACAACCACAAAUUGGUUCAUUCUUUCUUUGGUGGUGGCCGAUCUGUGUGUCUAUCUGUGUGGCGGAUAAAUGCGAUUACGGCGUUCGUAUAAUUAUAACAUUCGCCUUUUUCUUCAGAGACGUUUCCUCCAUGGGCUUAAUUGCCAUGGUAGCAGAGCGUUACAUCGCUAUUGCGCAUUCGUUGAAAUACGUCCGUGUGUUUACCACCACCAGGAGAACAUUCAUGAUCAUUGCAAUCUGUUGGGUAAUUCCAUUUCUCUUUAAUGCAUUUUUUCUCAGCAAAGCUUCGAUUGAGAAAAGUCUGCAUUUUUUUGUCAUUUACACAGUGCUCUUUGAACUGUUACCAGCUCUUUAA
Pocillopora meandrina is the source of this 4848-nucleotide messenger RNA. The record is from the annotation of a GenBank genome assembly. Lineage: Eukaryota; Metazoa; Cnidaria; Anthozoa; Scleractinia; Pocilloporidae.